Molecule: messenger RNA, 1944 nt
Organism: Electrophorus electricus (electric eel)
Lineage: Eukaryota; Metazoa; Chordata; Actinopteri; Gymnotiformes; Gymnotidae
Gene: polg2
Product: polymerase (DNA directed), gamma 2, accessory subunit
Biological process (GO): mitochondrial DNA replication
Cellular component (GO): cytoplasm; mitochondrion
Source: RefSeq, a predicted model, not a curated record
UCCCCCGUAAGAACUUUGAAUUAUCCAGUGGUACAUUCCGCUCGAGCUUUCGGGCACAUUGUCACUGGUAGUGGAGACUUUAUUUUCUCAAGCUCGAAAUAUGCAUUGACGUUAAAAACGUAUUUCUUGGCUCAUGCAUGUCCGCAGAGGCACGGUAUUAUAUUAUAGUAUAGCGAUUAGCUAGCUAACCGCAUUGGAUACAGUAAAGUCACUAUCGAAUUCCAGGAUGAUCGUUACUUAUUGUAUAAGAAGGCGAUUAAGUCUCCUUAGGCGAGAGACUGUAACUGUCUCAUUCCUGCAUGAACUGCUAAGGUUACCUCAGCACUACCGACGUACCGUUCUCUCUCACUACAGCGAAGGGACCAGCAACGACGUAGCAGAUCCAGCGAGCAUGCUGCUGCAGCUCUGCGGUCGCCACUAUUACAUUGCUCCCGGUGCAAUCCACAGUGCGUCCCUUAAGAAGGGUAGAGGUUGCGGGUAUGGACCCCUGGGCUUGGAUCUUAAGCAGAACGUGUUGGAGCAGUGGUGGACUUCAGUGGUGCGGUCAAGGGCGCAGGUGUUUGGCAUCAGUACACUGCACAGCUCCAUGGAUGGGGCCGCGGUGAAGAUGAUCCAGGGUGAUGCUGUCCGUGAUAUGCACAGCCAAACGGGUUUGACGGAAGAGCAUCUGGCGGAAAGACUCCGCCAGAUUCUCCAGCACAAGGAGUUUUUUCGGACAAGCCUUCUCCAAGGUGCUCUGGAGCGCUAUGUCCCAUCCAUGGAGCUCGUGAACAGGAAGCUGCCGUUUGGCCUGGCACAAACUGGCUUGUGCUACCAGCCAGAAACAGCAGAUUCAGAUGCAGUUGGUUGCUCCUCUGAGGUGACGGAGGCCUGUCUGGUGUGGUUCUGCUCCCCUCGCACCUCUUCCCAGUGGCUGGACUACUGGACGCGCCAGAGACUACAGUGGUGGAGAAAGUUCGCUUUGGGGCCGUCUGACUUUAGCGUGCGCAACGUGUCUGGGGAAGACCUGAGGCAGGGCAUCCCCUAUGGCGUGGAGGUCCUCUACCAGUUCCCCUGGGGCACGGAGGUCUUGGAAACGCUGUGGAACCUGGGAGACACUGAACUCCUGAACACUCACCAGCACAGUAAAGCCCAACUACAGUGCAAGGACGGGCGGAAGGUGGUGCUGCCUCACGUCAUCGCCGUCACUGCCAACAUGGACAGAGGAGUGCUGGCCUACCUCUCUAACUCCUUACAGCAUGUACAGAAAAUGGACAACAAACAGAGGCUUCAUCAAAGAAAGGUUCUGAAGCUGCAUCCUGUUUUAGCGCCUGUUAAAGUUGCCCUAGACAUGGCUAGAGGACCAACCUCUGAGCUCAGACAAGUCUGUGAGGGCUUGCUUCAGGAAUUCCUAGAGGUGGGAAUCUCUGCCUGGCCGGGAUAUAUGGACACUAUCGCUUCCAUGGAGCGCCAGCAUGCCAAGUACGAUGAGAUGGGCGUGCUCUUUGUGUUGACCAUUAGUGAGAGCACUCUGGAAACCGGGCUCCUGCAAGUUCGGAACCGUGACACCACCAUCAGAGAGACCAUGCACAUCUCCGAGAUCAAGCCGUUCUUCCUUAAGUACAUAUCCGCUGCGGGAAAAGUUUGAUUCGCUUGCGUAGCCUGUGGAUUGUCUGAUUCAAAGCGGGAUUAUGGAACCAGAGCCAUUGUGUUACCUUUGAAAUCUUGAUUACCAAUGAUUAUGGUUGGUGAGAUGGCAGGGCCUGAUCCUAGAUCAGUGUGCCUUUUCUCAUGUUUGACACACACAACCCUGAUUCUCAGUGUUGACUACCUUUUGAUAUUAUGAGACUGGGUGACAUGCUGGGAGAGCAUUGACUAAAAACCUUGUUACUUUGGAGUUUGUUAUUUGAUGUAAGAUGGUCAAAUACAUGGUUGAAUAAAAACAUGAACACUUCUGUUUUAAAA